Messenger RNA from Porites evermanni, 3276 nucleotides. The record is from the annotation of a GenBank genome assembly. NCBI's taxonomy places the organism in Eukaryota, Metazoa, Cnidaria, Anthozoa, Scleractinia, Poritidae.
AUGAAGACGCACAUCCAGAUAGCAGUCCCGGCAGUUCUUCGUCUGCCUGGUUUCUGGGAGAAUUGGAGUUUGGAAAUGUUGGUUUUUGGGAAAAGAGGGAAAAACUGAUGUACCCAAAGAAAAACCCCUUGGAGCGAGGACAGACCCAACAAUAAACUCAAUUAAUUAACCCACGCUGUAUGGUGUCGACGCCGUGAUUUGAACAAGGGCCAUGUUGGGAGGCCAGUUCUCCCACCAUUACAUAGCUGGCUGCACGACAUAAUUUCUCAAGAUUUCUAUUGAUAUGCCCUAAAAAAAGCUUAAAAUACUGUAUAUUUGUCCUGACCUUUAGUGUUACAGUUUCACUACCGUCUGGCCACAGCGGUCUGCCAUCUCUGUUCCCGGAACAGAGAUGGCAGACCGCUGUGGCCAGACGGUGGUGAAACUGUAACACUAAAGGUCAGAACAAAUAUACAGCCGAGGUGGCCAUUGUAGAUUCAACUGUAUUUUUUUCUUGCAGUGUUUCUCCUGGAGCCAGGAGGAAAAGGUCGAUGCUUAAUGAACACGGAAUUUGCAGGCCAUACGGUCGAAUAUUCCAAAACGGUGGUUACUGCAAAUCUGUCCUAAACAAUUUGCCGGUCUACGGAAAAGAUCUAAGCGAGCUCUACGUCAAUGAAAGAAAGUUUCAGCUUUAUCAAGUGGCAAAGGAUUUCCUUUUGAAAACUCGUGAAAAUUCAACGAACAAGCCUUCAGUGAUGUUAGACUCUUCUUUCGAGGUGCGCCAAAGCUGUCUGAAAGCGGUCGACGAUAUAUAUUGCCACCAUUACUUUAAACGCUGUUACCUUUCCAGUGGUCCUCAGAUUCUUUGCAGAGAAGCGUGCCAGGAUCUAUUCUUCAGACUAUGUAAUCGGGAAUUCAAACUAGUCUCAGACUUUAACAAGGAAAGGCAGUACCAGACACCAGAAUAUCCCUUUUUUUGGGACAUCAUUAACUGUACAAUCUUGCCGUUUCAGAAUGAGUCGAGUAAUUGCUACUACCCGGACAAAAUCCGAGGUUAGUUUAAAAAAACAGGACCCUAGAGUGAUAGGUUCCUGAUAAAAACAUUCAUAUUUGCCUUUCUACGCCUAUUCGUAGCACAUAUUCUUGUAGGUUAAUCAGACUUCAAAUGGACAAACAAUGAAUGCCAGACGGCUAUGUACAAGCACGGCCGAGGAGUUGAAAUCGUGGUUGACGAGUUAUUAACUGCGAUUUAGACUGACAUAUAUACUUCAGAUUGCAUGUACAGCGCGCAUGCUCUGACCACGCGGCCGUUUACGCUCUCGUCCCUAAGGUCCGAUCUUUUUAGUCAGCGCUCUCGAUCCGCGGCGCUAACCAAAAGGAUCGCACAAAGGAGAAUGGGCCGUUUAAUAAAUUGGAAUCAAGAAGUUUGAGCAACAUAAGGAAAAAUUUUAAUAUAAUGGCUCAGGGGAUACUAACUUCUUCUUCUUCUUCUUCUUUUAAGUUUUGACCAGAAAAGCUUAACGUGCUGGAAAGUGAAGGUAAGUUAGAUAAUCGUAGGUAAAAAAAAAAAAGAGAUCAAAUUAGACUUUAGCUACUGAAUUUACGUUGCAACAGAGAGCGUUAAACUCGAAAGAACACAUUAACAAAAAAUCCCUUGUCCUUUUUGAUGCGUUUUUCUUGUAACUAUAUUGCCAAAACACGGAAACUAACUGUUAUUUUUCUGAUUUCUCGCACUUUGGUGUUUUCGACUAAAUUAGGUUGACUGGUUAUUUAAGUGCAUUACUAUUGUACAGUUUAAUACAAUGAAGUUAUGGUGAAAACUCAUACGUAUCAACUCUUACCACAGGUUGUUUCUAUGGCGACGGACGUGGAUACCGUGGCAACAUAAGUACUACCAUUUCAGGUUACACGUGCCAGUCGUGGGACUCACAGUACCCUCAUGUGCACAAGAUGUUCACUGGACAAAUUUAUAACGAGAUCAGAAAUAGUAGCAAUUACUGCCGCAAUCCAGGAGGACUAAGUUUGAAUGGACCAUGGUGUUACACUACUAAUAAGACCGUAGAAUGGGAACUCUGUGAUGUGCCUAAAUGUGCCCAACAACGUAAGUACAGUAUUAUAGUCCUGGCGAAAACCGGACUCCAGUCGAACAUCUCAUUACGGACCUCUCUCUUACAAAGAACUUUUAGUACUAAGACAAGAGCGACUAAGGAGGACGAGAUUUUCCAAUGUUAAGUAGUGCACGAGCGUGAACCAGAGUCAUUAUAUUUUGGCCGGGAAACGUGGUAGCCGUCGUCAGUCUACCACGCCCAGUUUAAGGGAAAAUAUCGUAGAGGCGGGAACAAGCCAUCCACUGUUAGAAGUUUUAUCAUUUUGCGAUCGGGAGAGGUCUUAACUUCCUUAAAUAAAAAUUUUCGUUCUGACCUUUCUGAUGGAAAAGGUACAAUGAAGCUCCCCGGGAUGUUUUCAUUUUAUUUAUCAAUUAUGUUAAUUUCGAUCUGUUACCGUUCCAAAAACACACCUACAUCUUACAGAUUUUAAACUUUACCUCUCUUCUUCAGCCCCUUCCAGUCCACCCAGUGAUUUUCGAGGUCACAACGUGAGUUCAACUAGUGUUAAAACUUUUUGGGGAGAAGUACCAAAACCCUCCAUACAUGGAAUACUUCUUGGGUUUUACCUGCUUUGUGAGAAACUAAACUCGUCAAGCAGACGUUUUGCUAAAUUGGCGCCCGAAAUUCGUACGUGGGAGUUAAAAGGCCUGGAAAAAUUCACAAAUUAUAGCUGUUGGUUGAGGGCUUUCAACAACUUUGGAAACGGUAUUCAGUUCUAUAUUCAGGAAGACUGAAAGAGCAUAGAGAAAGAGGAAUGAGAGAUAAAUGGCUUGUACCAAAUUUGCAUGCUGCUUAUUGCAUUCUUAGUCCUCCUGCGGGAGGGUACCCUUUGUGUUAGCCUGCUCUCAUACUUUCUUUAGAUCCAUAUAUUAAUCUGCGUUUGAUUCGCUAAAAGAGUCCUGGAGAUAUGUAAGUGCGCCAUUUUCGGUAAAGUAUAGUCAAAAUAACAAACAGUCGAACGUAAGUAAGUUUACCUUGUAAUCAAGAGGAGCCAUGCAGUCUCACCUUAAAAUACAAUGAAAGUAUCUGGUUGUCUUUUUAAGCUCCAAGCGCUCCGCCUGAAAAGUUAGAAGCCUGGAAUAUAAGCUCUACCAGCUUGUACAUGCAGUGGGACCCAAUACCCACCAACCAACGUAACGGAGAAGUUCUGGGAUAUAACGUAGAGAUAAAGCCAGAUGAUCAAAUGUAA